ACUACGGCUGCGUACGCACCUGCGUGAAGGGAGGGCCAUUUCAACACGAAAACAUGUCUCUGAUUGAUGUUCCACAAGAAUCGUGACCACUGCAGACACUCUGGACAUCUAUUUCACCUUAGAACUGUUCAACGACAACACCAGGCAAUGCAUCGAGCAAUGCUCAUUAAAGCACCUGUAGUGCCUAGUGGAGUGAGGUAUGUCAGUAGGAGUUCACGAGAAAUAGAAAGCAUGAUCAGGGUAAACCACGCUGGAGAACUAGGAGCUGACCGUAUCUAUGCUGGACAAAUGGCUGUGCUCGGUCGAACGAGUGUGGGUCCCCUCAUCCAGCACAUGUGGGAGCAGGAGAAAGAACACAAAGCGAAGUUCGAAGACUUGAUUAACAACUACCGGGUCCGACCUACUGCCCUGGUUCCAAUCUGGAACGUUGCUGGCUUUGUCCUUGGUGCAGGAUCUGCCCUACUUGGCCCAAAGGCUGCCAUGGCUUGUACUGUGGCAGUAGAAUCGGUCAUCGUAGAUCACUAUAAUGACCAGAUUCGAACUUUAAUGUCUGACCAAGAGGCUAAUAAGGAGCUGCUGCAAGUCAUCCAGAAGUUCCGUGACGACGAGCAAGAACAUCAUGACGCGGGACUCGGACACGGUGCAGAACAAACGCCUUUUUACAAAAUUUUCACUGAAGGCAUAAAACUUGGCUGUAAAGCAGCCAUUGCUAUAUCAAAAGUUGUAUGAACAAAUAAUUCUUAAAGCAACGAUCUUCCAAACGUGUAGAAUUCUUAUAGUUUAUGGUCAAAACAGCACUGUUACUGAAUGUUAAACUUAACAUGUUAUAAUAUAAGUGUCUCUUUUGCAAAUCAUA
Zootermopsis nevadensis is the source of this 856-nucleotide messenger RNA. RefSeq names its product ubiquinone biosynthesis protein COQ7, mitochondrial (gene Coq7). Gene Ontology annotation, biological process: determination of adult lifespan; regulation of reactive oxygen species metabolic process; regulation of gene expression. The record is from RefSeq and is a predicted model, not a curated record. Gene Ontology annotation, cellular component: nucleus; mitochondrial inner membrane. Gene Ontology annotation, molecular function: 3-demethoxyubiquinol 3-hydroxylase activity. Lineage: Eukaryota; Metazoa; Arthropoda; Insecta; Blattodea; Termopsidae.